AACAAGGGGUGGCAAAUUCUUGUUUUUAGUAAUUAACAUCAUUAACAUUUUUAUGAUGUAUCUACAAGCACAUAGAUAAACCUCCUUUAUUUUCCGUCGUUGACUUCCAUCCUUCUUUGCCGGUUGUAUGUAAGCAAAGCAGGGUGAGCCCGGCAUAGAAGACUGUCAUUUAGACAUUCAGGAUCAUGUGCUAGUUGUACACAAGAACCGACGACGACGCGAAGUAUGGCUAACAAGGCCUCUGAAGAAUGAAGCUCCCGACAUCUCCAAUAGCAUUAUGAUGACGACUGUCCACACUUCGUCGCCGCGCAGUGCUGCGCAUCACGAUGCCGCAGGCAGUCCGUUAAGUGCGGGUGGUGCGGCACUUUUGACACGAGUAACAUUUCGAGUGGCUGUAGAUUAAGGCUCCCAGAAAUCCGUCCCGUGUAGCCUGGUUGAGCAUCAUUUCAUAGCAGGUGAAGGUCUUCCUCCUCUCUGUGAAUGAAGAUCUUCAGAAUCAAGAAGUUUUGAUACCCAGAGUCCUGAGUACACCUAAAAAGAAGUUUUAGUUUAGAUGCGAAUUAGGUCUAGGUUGGAUUUCGGGAACCUUCAAGCAGAUCAACCCUUGGGACUCGGCAAGGCUGUCUUUGUCUGCGGGUCGCACCCCACAAUUGGUUGCUGGGAACCUUCAGCAGCUGUGCAGUUGGUCCAAAACGAGGUAAACCCCUGUCUUUGGGCGACGGACGAGGCAUGUCCGGUCUCUCUGCCGUUGAAGAAAAAUAUGAACGAAUUUCCCUUUUUUCAUGUUAGAUGCAGUAUGUACUUGCAUGUUCACGCAAGACUAAGAAAGUAGAGUAAAACGUAGAGAAACGGACCUGGCAGCUCGCCAUGUCUAUCAUGUUGGGUCACGAAUAUAAAGAUCGAGGAGGAUAUAAAUGACAUAGAUGUCGUCCUUAUCGUGUUUUAUUUCCCUUAGCCAAAACCACCCGAUGGCGAUCAUGUCUUGUUCAUGAUAUAAGUGGAAUACAACUACUUCGUGCGUGAGGUUCGCGACCAAGAGACCACGCUGAACACCCCAACAACCUCGACUCCUGCGGGCACGCUGCGGGGCCGGCCUCAAGACUGGGCAGACCUGUUGGAUGAGCGAAACAAGGCGUUAGGAGAAACAAACCGUCCAAAACAUGUGGAUAAGUCAAAGACUGACGAGGGAAGCGUGGCAGGUGGGUCAACUGCAACCGGCGGCUCGUCGUCUAGUUCAGGAAGGACAAAGGGACGUGGCGAUGGUAGCAACCCUCAAGAUUCGGGACUAACUAUGACGGUUGCGAAACUCGAACAGGAGGCGAAAAAACGAAAAGAACAACAACUAGAAACGUUAAGAAUACUGACACUGAGGAUGUAGACAGUUGAAGUUGUUGAUCGCUUUUCUUAUUGUUCUUGUUUUUAAUCUAGUAAGUGAGAUUCCUUUAGCUGCUACUUGUCUUUGUUCUAUGCUAUGCAGCAGAUUCCUUAUUAAGGAACUACUCGUCGAGGAUGAGGAACAGGAAGCAGUUUUUCAAUGAAUCAAUAUUAAAGCAACGCCGGUUCCGCACCAGAGGACGUAUCCUGGGAAGCUAAAAAUAAAGCUCGCUUACGCUGUAUUCAAUAUUCAUCUUCAUUCGCAAUCUCCUCUUCUAAAAUCGUUCGGAGCCAAAACUGGAAAGGAUGUCACAAUCAAGGUCCCACCUGACCACCAUGACUCUUCAAGAGAGAUUUUGGACUACAAGCCUGGAGGAUCGACGCCGAACAAGGUAGAUACGCCAAUCGCCCUGCGAUGGCUGCGCCCCGAUAACUACCGAAUCGUCCCGACCGGCCUAGAGAUGACACAAGAAGACGACGGCGGCUUAUCCAGGACGUGCUUAGGAUCAGGAGAAAAUCGGGACGAGGUAAGCCUUCGUCCGAGUAGCAACAACAAUCAAACAAUGACAAGGUUGUUUAGGAGCAUGCUCUACAUCUCGUUACUAACCUAAGUAUGCAAAUAUUGUCCUUUCUCAAAUACUGCUACUUCUUCGCAAGAACAUCAGGUAUUGUUAGAAACUCUGGUAGCGUCGCAUCAGCAAGAGGAACAGGACGAAGCCGCACUCCACAAGCAGUUGCAGCUGGACCCCACCUACAAGGAGACUGCGCUGUCUCAACUGGCGAAGCUGAACUCCGCCACCUCAGCACCGAGUGCCUCGAAUUCGACAGGCGCAAUCAAGAGUGUGUUUCUCUAAGCCUAAUAUUAUCAUAAUAUGCUGAUUUUCUUCGUGUUCAACUAGAUCAUUCAUUUUCACAAAAAAAAACAGCUCAUUCUACAACUGCAACUCGCUGUAAGUGGUCUUCAUUCUUGUGUUUGAGUUCCUCUUUGGGAAUUAUCAAUUAGAGCAGCCCUAAUUUUUCUGUGCGCAUUGUCUGCCUUUGGGGGUGCAUUACGAGUGCGGGACUCCACUGCUCGUGCCUUUGCCUGAGGAGAAUGACUCGAUGAUCUUCGCGCUCUAUAAGAUCCGGAAAGAAUUCGUGAAACAAUACAGGCUUUACUUCGUCGGUGCUCCAAAAAUCUUCGACGAAAGGAACGAGCAAAUCAGCGAGCUCACUUUAAGGCCCCCAUAUAAGUAAACGCACUCUCAGCAAGAUGCAGCUGGUCUCCGAAGUGUAUGGGUUAAAUAUUGCGAACUCUAAUCACUGCCCAGCAAAAGGAUAACUUAACAGGGCUUCUGCUAGAGCAGGACUGCAUUCCGGUGUUUUUAGAGCAAACACUUUGGGAGAGUUUCCAAAACUUCUGCUACCUCUACCUUUGGCCAAUUACACACAACUUCUCCAUCUUCAUGCCACAGUCAGCAACACAUAUGGGACAGCAGGUGCUUUUUGAUAUUUUCCCCGUCUUCAGACCUACUUCUGAAGUAGUGUAGAACUACAAGUGCACUUUCUGCAAGUGUGACUUUGAAUUUGAAAAGUUCCUUCUGUCCAGAAUUUUGACAUGAUUUGUAAAAAUAGAAAGUUAUAAUUCGGACCUAUUACCUCCGUUUGUUCCUCGCCCUUCAGGUGAAAGAUUUCCAGCAAGAAGAUUGGCGCGCAUACAAGAGUGCGAAUGAGAAGUAUGCAGAGACGAUCAUGCGCAGUGGACUGAUUCACACUGGCGAUAUCGUCUGGUCGCAAGACUGGCAGCUUCUGAUGCUUGGGCGCUACGUCCAGCAUCACGCUUUCGCGCGUCGGUCUCUGGGUGUGUCUGGUAAUGGCGGAAGGGAACAGGGCGACAUGCGGCAAUAUUUGCCCGGUGGUGGGGUUAAGGCUACCAUACUAUACCUCAUCGAUUCUCCGACACAAGUAGACGUAGACCUGGUCGUCGUUCUAACUUUAUCUCAAACUGUCUAUGCGUAUGGUGCACAUGACCGAGUCUUAAUGCAUCAUUCAAGGUAUUUCUGAAUGUGAAACCUGCUCGUCAACAUCAAGCACGUUUUCUCAAUCUAAUGAUCGACAGGGCAAUAACAGUGCUGGAAGCCAGCAGGGUGCGACGAGCAAUAGUUCAGGCGGGAACGGCGGCCGACGAACCGGUAUGAAAGUGCGCUGCGGCAUCUACGUACACGUUCCAUGGCCAAGCUCAGACCUAUUGAAGUGUCUCCCGGUGCGAGGCGAGCUCAUUCGUGGCAUGCUCAGCUUUGACCUUGUGGGUUUCCAAAUCUUCGAUUAUGCUCGCCACUUCCUUACAGCUUGCAGCAGAUUGUUGGGGGUACAACACGUUUUCAAGAUCGGCGGGUUCCUGUCGCUGGAACACAAUGGGCGCAGUACCAUGCUCAGCAGCAAGCAUCUCUGUUUAUGGGAACCCGUAUAAAAGCAUUGUGCACGUUUCUGACGUCUGCACGUUCAGCAACUACCUUUCAAUUUUGAUAGAUAUUUGACAUGUGAGUGGGAGUGCGUUUUCGUAGGCAGCUCUAUAUAUUUCUCGUUUCCCUUUCGUAGUAAGUUACAACUGGUACUACUAACCCCUCGUCGGGCGACCCCUUGACCCUUGCACAAUUCAUUUUCUCUGCCAAGCGACUUUGGGCGGAAAUUGGAUAAGGCUAUGACAGUUGUGGUUGGCAAGCCGGAUAAAGAGUACGUCGAUGCAAGUAGUGCCUCAGAUCCGUACUUCCACGAAACCCCACCUUUUCAAUUGCGCGAUCGUUUUGACAAUAACAUGCUUGUUGCUGAUGUGGAGCGGACCUCCAGUAGUUAAGACUAGACCCCUAAUCGUAUUGUUUAAUCCACCUCUAACUAUAGACGCGCUUUUUACUUAUGUGAAAGUGGUGGAUAAUCCCAUAUUAAGCUCUCAACUACAAGAAGGGAAAUGAUAAUGAAACCACCGGUAUAAGAAGGUACAGCACCAGCAGGGAUAGAUUAGGGGCGGUAACUCUAAAGUAGCUGCCAGAACAGCGACGCUGAGGAUCCCUAUCUAUUCCAGAGCGCAGAGCUCUCUUCUGCGUUUGGAGCCUGGAACUCGACGGGGCGCAAGAAAAUUCGCAGUAGGGAGGCAGGUGCGGCCUCGCAGAUGCUAAAUGUAAAUAUCGACUAUUUGAGCCAGCUGCCUGGAGGCGACCCUUCAAAGAUCGUGCUGGAGGAUCACGUGCGCACGCUGCCAGACGAGUCUUCAGGCGGACGGCAGCGCGCAAUAGGGAGUAGCCGAAAUACAAAUAGUGGACGUCCAAAUAAAUUUAAGAAACUGGAGUCCUGGACCUGGUACUUCUCGCUUUCUGAUUGAUUGGAGUUUAUCGAGGAAGGCGAAUGUAGUCUUUGAGCUUGAGCAGCUUUUGAAGAAUAAUCAUUAUUACAAUAAUAGAUGUAGAAGAUGUCGCUCGAUUUACAGAAGCAGAACAAGGUGAGGAUCUUCUUUUUAUUAUAUUUUCACAGAUACAGUUGAGUUCGAGUUCUGACGCUUACCUUCUAAUUGUUCUGUGGAUUUCUUUGAGGAUGGGCAAGGAGCUUUCUAUGGCGACGAGUACAUGCGCAACGCAGACCCGUAUGGGGAUGCUGAGGGUGAAGAGGGACCCGGAUGGUCAGCGACCGUUGCCGAGUGGUCCCAACAGUACUCGGAGCGCCGCGGACCGGUGAAUGUCACGCAGCAAUUCCCCAAAACUUUGAGGAGUAUUAUCUCAGGUGCGCACAGCGAGGUAGUGACGACGAUGGAGUCUGGUUUCGGAAGCGGAGGCCUCAAGCCAGCGUCAUACAUAACAGGAAGCACAAGAAGUAGACAAAUCGCAGCCGCCAGUCCCUACGAGAACAAGGGCGCUGCGGAAGGCGGGGAUGCAGGAGUAUGGGCUGAAAAUUUCUCAAGAAGCAAGACAAGCCCUGUGGCGGGUGGCGGUGGUCACGGCAGUCCAAAUAAUGGAGGUGGCGCUGACAACGCACCAGGAGGAGGCAGUGGGCUUCGAACUAACACCACGGUGGCUGGUGCAGGAGCCCACAACUACAUGAAAAUCGGAGGAGGUGGAGGCAAAUCGAGUAUCCUAGCACCGCGAAGGGGUAAUAUCAACGCUAGCAUGAGUCCAACAGCUGCCGUUAUAGGACACUUGCCCGAGGACUAUCAGUCUAAAGUGAUUCUCGGAUCCGUGGACUGCAUCGAGCGCUUUGCGGGACUCACUAACAAGAUGCAAGCGAUCCGAAGCUUCCUAGAACACUAUCCACAGCACCACAAAAAGUUCCUCCUUUUGCAGUACCUUUACUAUUAAGGCAGCUGCAACCCCAACCUCUGCUAUCAUUUUUGAAAAUUCAUAAUUUUCAAUUUGCAUUUGGCUCCAUAAUGAUAAUGUUCUCGAGUGGGAGAGAAGUACCAGGCAGCAGACCUCCUGGUGGGAAAAGAAGAUCGACGAGAUAGAUUAUUUUAUUUCUGACUACACAGUGUGUAUACACAGAACAAAUGACCUCCGCUAAUACUACCCGCCCAGUGUGACGUUCGACGACACGGAAAAGCUGAAGGAGGAAGUGUGCGCGAUGGCGCGUGAAAUCAAUGCCCGCUAUGGGUACCACGUUCAUCUGCAGAUAGGACAAAUCAACGAUUCAACAGUAUACUCCGUUUUGCAAACGGCGGAUAUUUUUUUUGACACGUGCACGAAAAACGGACUGAACAUUGCGGCUUUCAAGUUCAUCCUCAUCCACGGUGUGCAGAACGAGACAACGAAUCAUCAUGGGCCGAGCACGGGGACGAGUCCCGGCAUCCGAGCCCAGAGUGCCCCGACGAGCAAGGAGAAGGAGCAAAUGCGGGCUGCAGGGGCUGGAAGCACCUCGGCCAGUGCUGGCCCACAAGCUUGCAAGCGGCCUGGGAACUGUCUCAUCCUCUCUGAAUUCUCUGGCGCCUCCAGGGCGCUCAUUGGCGCGCUGCGCGUCAACCCAUGGUCGACGCCGAAUAUUUGCCAGCAAUUGGAUUUCGCCAUGAACAUGCUAGAUGCAGAUCGCUACGAGAGGUUCGCGCAGGACUACAACUACAUCAGUUCUCUUUCUCUGUCCGUGUGGUUGUCUGAUUUUCUUACGGAACUGUGCUACGAAAGCGGCAGCGGCGGAGAACUGCCGAGUCUACCCGUGCCCGCGCGUCUCGGCGGCUCGCGCGCCGCGUACCAGGAAUUGAGUAUCCAGAGUUGGGCCUCGAUACUAGAUCCCGAAAUAGUCAUCUCGGGGUAUCGAUCUUGUGCGGCGAAGCGCAUGCUCAUCUUCGAUCUUGACGGAACGCUCUUACGCCACAGCCACGGCCUUUUCAAGCAGGACGUCUUUCGUGCCGACCCGGCCUAUGAAAUCGUCCUCAAGUCGUUACAAGCGCUCUGCGACGUGCCCCAAAAUACUGUGGUCGUGGCGAGCGGCCGUUCACGAGAGCAGCUGGAGCAACUGUUUCACACCGUAAACGGCCUCCACGUGAUCGCGGAGGACGGAUAUUGUUAUGAAAUUUUUCUCGGUCGGAGUCGGUUUCCUAGUCCAUGCCAUUGACAGGGAAGGAGUAUAUAAGUACGUGCAUACCUCUAGGAUGUCUUCAUCCGAUGUUUUCUGGUGGUUCUUGCUCUUGAUGUAGUCGUAGUGAACGUGAAGACUUAUUUUACCGUGCGCUUACUUAUUUGAACCCAAGCCCAACAAAAAAUAUUAAAGAUCGUUAUCGCUAAUGUCAGUAUGCAAAUGUGGAGGACCCGGCAGUGGAUCUUCGCUGGAGCUGUAUCAAUCCCUCACUGUUGAUGGAGAAUAAUCAUCGGUGGCAGCGCAUAGCACGCAGCCUCAUGAACACCUUUGCAAAGAGGACGCAGGUACUAAACUUCCUGAAGAUUGGUUGUAGAAGUUCCAGUUGUCUGGACCUGAAGAUGGAUAGCGUAUGCGAUUGUUCAACCUUGAGCAUCGUAAAUUAAGAGCCUUCCAGCUAAAAACGGCCUCCAGCACUUCUAGUUGGUAAGCUAUGUGUAUGGAAUCCUUUUCCAGGGCUCGAUUGUUGAGGAGAAUGGGUCUUGCAUAUACUGGCACUAUGGUGGUUGCGAAGGCAUGUUUGGGCGACAGCAAGCGCAAAAUCUAGUGCGGCAACUGGAGGAACUGCUCCAAAACUCUUCUUCAAAUAACGCGCCAGCAACGAGCAUUGAAAGUGGGAACUCUUAUGUGCAGGUAAUGUUUUUGUUUCUUUAUUGACAUCAAGGUGGAGGAUUGGUAUUGAUUUAUUGACUCUCUUCUCUGUGUCUGUCUCUUCACGUUCAAUAGCGUCAGCUGUGAUCCGAUCUUUUCAGCGAUGUGGAUAUCCACAUGCCGGUGGUCUUCGUCUUGAUCACGACGAUAAUACCAUUAGUGCGCAAAAAGUGGUACCCUAGUACGACAGUUUUGUCGUGUUUGUAGUUGUAGUAAGUUGUUGAACUUGAAGAUGAUUUUCAGUUUUUCAUCUCUAGUACAACAACUCAUGCAGCCUCCUCCUCCUCCUCCUCGUCACAGGUACGCCUGAAAGGUGUGUCCAAGGGUGCUGCUUUAUCGAAGUUUUUCUUUCAAUUUCCCAGUGUAGACGACCAUGAGCUAGAAAGCGACUUCACGUUUUGUUUGUGCAUAGGACACGCGCGAUGCGAUGAAGAUAUGUUCAAGGCUUGCACAGAGUACUUCUCUGUGUUAAGAUUAUGGCUCGCUUGUAGUUCUUCAAAGAUCUAUCUUCAAGAAGAAGAGCAUCCUGUUUCUGGAACCCUUUACGUUUUAAAGGGGAAGAACAAACGGUUCCAGCUCCAGGAUGCACUUCUGCACUUCCACUUUAUUAAGAUGGACGAUUUUGUUUUUGAUUUAGGAACAGGGUCUAAUAAGAGAGCACGCGGCAACGAAAGACAUGGAAUUGAGUGGCAGUGGCGGACCUCAGAUGAGUGAAAUCGAAAGUUUCAGGACCCCCAAACUCUUCGGGGGUGGCGGAGCGUCACUCUCAAAAGACACAGCGGAAGCAGGCGCAGGAGGAGGGAAGGUACAUCUACAGUCUGAUUGUUCGAUAGUCGAUUUCGAUUCUUUCACGCUCACCUUCUUCACCAUCUUCUUCUACUUCUUCACCUCGCGAAUAUUUUUCCACCUUCUUGUUCUUGUAUUCCUAUUAUUUCACAAUCACAAGAAAAACUUACCUCCAUUUCUAAACAUGAUCAUGAAAGAUGUUCUUCUAGUUCUGAACUUCUAGACAUGAUGACGAAACAUCUUCUUGACUCGCACGACCUGUCCAUCCAACAACCACCAUUCCACACUCGACGACGCACGCUGCCGGCAGUCCAGUGCACUGGAACGUUCGCAAAAAGUCCAAAUUUUUUGGAAAAAAUCUGCAAAAGUGUAAAAGUAAAGGCCUAAAAAUAUGAAAAGUUUUCUUGUUCAUUUUGUUGUUGCCUGGUUGUCAACGUACCUUCUGGUCUUGCUGCGUCAUUUGAUCCUGGAAUCAAAAAGAUGCGACACUACAGACUUGUUUGUACUUAUGUUGUACGAAGAGUUCCCGUUGGGUUUGGGCGGGCACAAGACGAGAAAGUGCCUUUUUUCAGUUUCUUCUUGUAGGAAGUGCCACUUCAGAGUGCCAAGGAACUUGGUUGACCACGACUUUGACCAAGAAAACUGCC
This is a messenger RNA of Amoebophrya sp. A25, 9047 nucleotides long. Lineage: Eukaryota; Dinophyceae; Syndiniales; Amoebophryaceae. The record is from the annotation of a GenBank genome assembly.